UUGAGCUACUUUCAGAUGAAAUCAGACAUUGUACAAAUACAACAGUUAGAAUACUACUUCAGUAAAAUAAACUUCAGGAACAGGAGCGCGCACGCCGACGCGCUGACGUCACACGCCGUCUUCAGUUCAAAUCGUUGUUGUUCGGUGACAGCCAAUCAGGAGCCUCCAGGUCACAGGUCCGAGAAGAUGGCUGCUGCGAGGAACGGGAGGAGCGGGCUGCUGGAGAAGUGGAGAAUCGAUGAGAAACCCGUUAAAAUCGAUAAAUGGGACGGAGCCGCUGUGAAGAACUCCCUGGACGAUGCUGCUAAGAAGGUGCUCCUGGAGAAGUUCGGUUACAUGGAGAACUUCCAGCUGGUGGACGGCCGUCUGCUGAUCUGCACCGUGUCCUGUCUGUUCGCCAUGUUGGCUCUGGUCUGGGACUACCUGCACCCGUUCCCCGAGUCCAGACCGGUCCUGGCCUGCUGCGUCAUCUCGUACUUCAUCAUGAUGGGCAUCCUGACUCUGUACACGUCAUACAAAGAGAAGAACAUCUUCUUGGUGGCGCUGCAGAAAGAUCCGGCCGGGAUGGAUCCGGACCACGUCUGGCAGCUCUCGUCCUCCCUCAAAAGGUUCGAUGACCAGUACACGCUCAGAGUGUCCUUCACUGACGGGAAGUCCAAGAGCUUCAGAGAGGCCGAGUUCACCAAGUCUGUGUCGGUGUUCUUCGACGACAACGGGACUCUGGUGAUGGACCACUUCGAGAAGAGCGUGUCCAAACUGCACGACACGCUCGCCUCUGACAAGAAGACCAAAUAAAGCUACCGCCACCCUCACAGCCAAUCACAGCCCACCGCAGAGAGAGAACCAAUCACAGCUUGUCUUGUGACAGUUUGUUGUUUGUCAGCCUUUUUUUUUUACGUCUUUGACAUUUUCCAAACUUGUCUACAAACACAGGCUUGUCUUCAAGGUUCCCUCGGGUCCUUGAAAAUCCUUAAACGUUUGUGAAUUUAAGGAGACUUGAGGGUCAUUAAAAGUUCUUGAAUUUACAGAUUUUGUCCAACAAUCCUCACGACGUCGUCCUCUUUGUGUUUUCACCUCCGCCCUGUGUCCUUGUGAGUUUUCUCGGUUGUCAUGGAGACAUCGUGGAUAACAUGGUCGCCUGUCUCUGGCAACAACUAAACCAUCUCCAUGACAACUGACCAAACUGAGGAAGACCACGUGGUGUGACCGAAAGGUCUGGAAACUCAUCAGAAGUUUGGAUUCUGCUUCUUCCUGACGAGUGGUGCGUUGCCGAUGAUCCAGGCGCUCGUGGGAUUGUUGCUGUGUUCAACCUGCAGGGAUGACAUGUUGUUGUUAGGUGGAGCGGGAAGUUCACGUCGCUCUGGUUCUUUGCCUCGUCACCUCACAGUGAGAAGUUCUUGGUUUGAACCCGCUGUAGACUCGGACCUUUCUGGGUUCUCUGGUUCUGGACGGGAAUCCAAGAAGCCAACGUUAGCCCGUCAACAAAGUAGCCUGCGGUCACGUGAGUUCACGUGGUCAGUGUGAUGACAUCCUCCGCAGUCUCUUUCGGCGUCGUCACGUACAGGUGCUAACGUUGAUUGACUUCCUGUUCCCUGUGAUUGGUUCUCUCUCUGCAGCUUCUUUUUUCCACAUAAAUCAACUCGUGAACUUUGAUCCAUCGUCUGCCACCAACUCACAAACUAAACGCUCCUUCUAUCUUCUUCAGUUUUUUGUUUGUUUAAAUCUUUGUAAAAUGUCACAAAACUUCCAGCUUUACCUGUCGGUGUUAUGACAUCACAGUGACAUCACAGUGACAUCAAGAAAACGUGUUUAGUUCUUCAGCCGACUGAGCCUUCGUCACCUUUUCAUGUGGGGACUCUCAACAGCUAGUCAUCGGAUCAGGUCAGGCGUUGGAUCAGGUCAGGCUUUGGAUCAGGUCAGGCGUUGGUCAGGUCAGGCGUUGGAUCAGGUCAGGCGUUGGAUCAGGCGUUGGAUCAGGUCAGGCGUUGGAUCAGGCGUUGGGUCAGGUCAGGCGUUGGAUCAGGCGUUGGUCAGGUCAGGCGUUGGAUCAGGUCAGGCGUUGGGUCAGGCGUUGGGUCAGGUCAGGCGUUGGAUCAGGUCAGGCGUUGGUCAGGUCAGGCGUUGGUCUUCAGUAUUUUUCGGACAUUUCAGCUUCAAAGUUUCUCAUCGUGCAGUGAAACUCAGUCAUCGACCAAUCACGGCGUGAUGUGUCACUGUGGGCGGAGCCACGUGAAGGGUGAAGCAGGCGUCACGUUGGUUGUUUCUAUGUUUGAACUUAAUUUUCAGACGAGCGUUAACGUCACGUUAGCAUCGUUAGCAUUCGUUGGUGAAUGCUAACGAUGCUAACGCACAUGACGCUGCCUUCCAGCAGGAAGUGAUCCAGCAGGAAGUGCACUGACUGUCGACCAAUCCUUUGUUUUGUUGUUGAAUGUUUGACGUUGUGUCUCCCGGUCAGUGAAAACAUUAAAGAUGAUGUCACGAAGCAUUUUA
Molecule: messenger RNA, 2490 nt
Organism: Larimichthys crocea (large yellow croaker)
Lineage: Eukaryota; Metazoa; Chordata; Actinopteri; Sciaenidae
Gene: spcs2
Product: signal peptidase complex subunit 2
Exons: 6
Coding region: 16-795 (259 amino acids)
Biological process (GO): protein targeting to ER
Cellular component (GO): membrane; signal peptidase complex
Source: RefSeq, a predicted model, not a curated record